Molecule: messenger RNA, 1548 nt
Organism: Candidula unifasciata
Lineage: Eukaryota; Metazoa; Mollusca; Gastropoda; Stylommatophora; Geomitridae
Source: the annotation of a GenBank genome assembly
AUGUCGGUGUGUUUGGACGGCUCAACACUUUCAUCUCUGCUGUUUAGCCAUUUAAACGGUGCAAAUCAGUAUGGAUUUCUGUUAGGGGAGAAGAUAGAGCACAUUGAAGACAAAAUAAGUGAUUCUCAAAUCCAUACGUAUGACAUUAAUUCAUAUCUAUAUGUGUCCUCAUUUAUCCCAUGGCCAAGCCAGCAUUGUAUUUACAAUAGGGGAGGAAUUAUCGACAAUGAAAGAAUGCAGUCCUUUCUUUCAAGCAAAGAACAGAACAUAAUAGGCUGGUACAGUUUUCGACACAAUUCAACUUCAAGGCCAUCACUGAGAGAAACAAACCUACAUAACAACUUGGCGGUGACAAGUAGCUUUACUGGUCAGUCUGAGGACUUUAUUUUCUUGCUGUGCACGUCUUCAUCAUCGGCAGAUAUGUCCAUUCACACUUGCAGCUACGGCUUCAUGCAAAAGACAGAUGGAACUUUUCUGAAUCUGCCACUGACUGUGAUGAACCUGGGUGAUACAACAAGGAAAGAGUACAGAAAGAAAAGCAGUACAACACUUUUUCAGAGCCAGACAAUAUCUGGAGUAUUACAGAGUUCUCAGAAAGAGUUUAUGAAGUCUUCUGGGGAGAUGGAGCAUAUAGUCAAAGUCAAUCAUCUGGAACAAUCCUUAAACAAAUCAUUAAUGGAUGCGCAUAAUAAGAUAACUGAAAGUGAGAAGACCCUUGGCUCGCUGGAAAUGGAUGUUGCUGGUUUGAGACAACAGCUGCUCCUCUUAGAGCAGGAAGAGGCAGAGAUUAUGUUUCACAAACAAGAGGAAAAGAGACAGUGUGAGUUAGAAGAACAAAGAAGACAUAAUGCCCAAGUGGACGCUGAAGAACAAAAAGAGCUUGAAAAGCUACUUAUAGAUUUAGGAGUGUCUUCUAAUGAUGUCCUGUGUAAUAUCCAGCCAGAGUCAUUGACAGUGGAGAGCUCUACAGGAGACCACGGUUCUGCAAGUGCUCACAUUGUGAACAAGGCUCUGUCUGUUCCUAAGGAACGUGCCUUUGUUAAGAACAAUGACACAAAUGCUAAUCGUGUAGCAGACAGUAGGUCUGAUGUGGAUCACCGUCGAUACAUGAAUUAUGAACAAGAACAAUGUACCAACAGCGAUGACGUUUAUGCUCAUAAACCUAGACAUACAAGAACAGUGAAAGAUAACUUGGUGGAUACGUUCUCCUUCGUGGAAGACGAGUUGAAAUUUCACCAGAGUACUGCAGCCAAGAAACAACAGUCAUGUGCAGUCAGAAAUGCAGGCGCUACUGUGGCACAAGAUCAGGGAAGUGGUAAAGGGCUGAUAAUAAGUUCUCAUGAAAACACGCAGUAUAAAGAUAUAAAAUAUACAGGAGUAAAACCAAUACAAACCACACAUAACAAUCUUCUUCACCAAGACACCGGUGAUAACACAUAUGGAGUACCUAUAAGUGAUGCAUUAGGAGACCUAGUGGACCUUGAAAGACCACAGCUAGAUCCUGAUGUCUGUGUUGACAGACACGCUACAUCUUCCCCAGUGUUUUAA